Messenger RNA from Rubroshorea leprosula, 756 nucleotides. NCBI's taxonomy places the organism in Eukaryota, Viridiplantae, Streptophyta, Magnoliopsida, Malvales, Dipterocarpaceae. The record is from the annotation of a GenBank genome assembly.
AGCCACCAAAGGGAAAGAAAGAAAGACAAAAAGAAAAGGGUUUUCUCCGAUCAUCUAUGUCCAAUAGCUCCGCCGCCGAUUCUCUCCACCUUUUCUCCGUCAGCCCUCCCCACCAGAUCUCCAAAGAUGUUCAGGGAUCUAACAAUCCUAUUCCACUUUCACCACAGUGGCUUCAACCAAAGUAUGCGGAGACUAAACCAGGAAUGGGAAUUGGGGAUAGCCACAGCCCAUAUCCAGCUCAGGGAAGUCACACUGACAUUAUGGAGCCGUCAGGAAAUGGGGAGGGGAUGCAUGAUAUCCCUAAGAAGAAAGAUAAAAUCUGCGUGACAAGUGGACAGACUCUGUUGGGGAUGGUGACAAGUCUCUGGAUAAAGGGUUGUCUCAUCUAUAGAGUCACGGGAAGGAUGAGCGAGAGGGGGAUCAUUAUCGGUCGUGGAGAUCCAACUAUUCUCAGAUUCGAGGAAGAGGAGACCCUCUUCAUCACCAAACACUUACUCCGAGCAAGCAGGCUUCUACAUUUUCCUACAGCUGGGGACGUGGAGAAAAUACCCACCCAACAUUUUCUUCUAGUCGUGGAAGAGUGAUUUCUGGUGGAAACUCAAUUACUACCAUUUCUUGUCAUAAUCAAUCUAUGGGAAUCAUAUCAGACAUGUUUGAAUGUGGCCAGGGAGAUGCCUUCCUUUUAAGAUAUAGUAGGGCAAAAUUGCUUGACUUGUACCAGAAAACUGACAUGAGAGCAUAUCAAAACUUUUGGAU